ACGAUUCUAAUACCGGAAAGGCUAAAACAACCACAAGGCGAGUACGAAAUGUCAAAACCCCUGCUCAUAAUAAUAAUAAUAAAGGAACAGGAACCGAAUCUGACGAAUUAUUAGAUAAAAUUGCAAACAAAGGAGAUGCGAAAGAUACUUUAUCUAAAGAUGAUGCUGAGAAACCAACUACAAAACGAAGUCGAAAGGCUGUAAAACCCUCAAAGACUCCCACUGAUAAUAACAGCAACAGCACAGAAAUUAAACCCAGCGUACAUGGAGAUGCUGAUGAUAAAAAACACGAAGUUAAACCACCCAGAAGAGGACAACGCAAUGCCGCUUCUAAAUCUAAUAAGUAA
Ambispora leptoticha is the source of this 347-nucleotide messenger RNA. Lineage: Eukaryota; Fungi; Glomeromycota; Glomeromycetes; Archaeosporales; Ambisporaceae. The record is from the annotation of a GenBank genome assembly.